AUGGGAGAGAGCUCCGCGCAACCGGUACAAAUGAAAGAAGUGAAUUCCGUGCAACUAAUAGGAACGAAGGAAAUGAAUUCCGUGCAAUCAGUAGGAAUGAAGGAAGUGAAUUCCAAUGAAUCGCUGAAUGGUUCGAUGAAAUCCGUUGCAUCACAAGAUCAACAAAAGAACAGCUCGAAAGAGAAAACUGACACUAGUGUAACUGAAAGCGCACAGCAACAACAAAGUAUAUCUGAAAUAAGAAAUGAAGAAUGUCCCAAAGAGUCAAGGACAGCAGCCGGUGCGGAAGGAGAUGUUGUGGAAGAAAACACAAUGGAAGUUGUUCGACUGGAAGAAACAAGUAAUGAAACAAAAAAUAGUGGGAUACUGUCAUACAUGAGGCAUCCAUCAGAGGGACACUGCCUCAUGAUUGGUAGUAAUUGGCGUGAAUUUGGUCCCGUACCAGUUUUGAACGCUGGUCGAACUGGCCGUGUUCGCUUACGCAACAGACUAUUCAUCAAGAAGUGUCGCAACAAGUAG
Loa loa (African eye worm) is the source of this 519-nucleotide messenger RNA. RefSeq lists its product as hypothetical. Bases 1 to 519 code for a protein of 172 amino acids. The record is from RefSeq and is a predicted model, not a curated record. The transcript is spliced from 4 exons. NCBI's taxonomy places the organism in Eukaryota, Metazoa, Nematoda, Chromadorea, Rhabditida, Onchocercidae.